Mizuhopecten yessoensis (Yesso scallop) is the source of this 3528-nucleotide messenger RNA. RefSeq lists its product as uncharacterized. NCBI's taxonomy places the organism in Eukaryota, Metazoa, Mollusca, Bivalvia, Pectinida, Pectinidae. Gene Ontology annotation, biological process: regulation of apoptotic process. Bases 245 to 2011 code for a protein of 588 amino acids. The transcript is spliced from 5 exons. The record is from RefSeq and is a predicted model, not a curated record.
ACAUACGAUUUGACGCCAUACUCCCCCUGGAGUGAUUAAUAUUACUCUAACGUGAAUAUUUUGUAAGCGUGUAUUCGAAUAUCGUAUGACUGAUCAUGGCUUGUAGAAAUACAAAAGGGAGGAUAGUUUCUACGCAUUAACAGAGGUAAGGAACUGCCAUCGCUCCAUACUAGGAUAUCAGUUCCUUAUGUGAAAAAAAAAGAAGAAGAAGUCGUAGAAGAAUAUAAUCCAAGGAGAAACUAAAAUGGAGGAAAAGGAGAAGGACAUUAUUGAAAGGAACAAGGAAUUAUUAGUCCGGAAUAUUAUUCUCACGCCAGAGUUUUACGAUAUGUUGCAAUCUUAUAAUGUCCUCCCUGUCACCAUGGUAACAGAUAUUAAGUCCGCAAAAUCAAGAGAGGAAAGGAAUCGCCGACUUCUCAAAACUUUAAAGCUUCGUGGAUGCGAUUCCUACCGGAAGUUACGUCACGUCUUGAGCCUAACAGGACACGCCUAUCUCGCCGACCAUCUAUAUGAAGAAGAAACGGAUACAAAGCUACUUCGAUCAGAAGAUUUUUUUGGCAAAUUUCCGGCUAUUUUCAACCACAUCAGUGACGACAUUAAAACCAAGCUUCUUCAGUACCUGGAGACAAAGCUAAAAGAGAAGAUGCUCGUGAAUGCAUGGGUGAAUUCCGCCUUGGAGAGGAGUGAGAUUCUCGAAUCACGAAAAUUAGAAUUUGAGCACGAGAGGGAAUUGAGGACAAAAUUGGAAAAAUAUAAACGUCAGGUAGGCAAGUCAGAGAACGAUCUAGCUACAGCUAAGGAAGAGUUAAGACAGAACAGAUUGGAUAUGAAAAUACAUCUGAAGGAAGUAGAGGAAUCUGAGAAAAGGUUUAAACAGGAGUUGGGGGUACAAUCACGGUUCAACGCAGCCAAUAACAGCUCAAUGCUGAGACUUACAGAGCAGUUUACGUCGGUCAACAUCAAGAUUCACAAGUUAAAUGGAUGGAUUCAAGACUUUCUACACGACAGUGCGACGGUAGAAACACAAGAAAACGUCACUGGUGCAAUGCUGACCAUUUUGGAAAGAAAUAUACAAACAUUGAUGGACAAAACCGAUCAGCAUGCCGAGACGCUUGACCGUAGCUCCAGCGAAAGGACCACCAUUUUGAACAUUCUCAAAAAACCUGUGUCUCGAACUGAACUGCUUUCGGAGACAGUUCGGAAGCACGUUGAAAAAGAGAACAAAAACAAACUAGCGGUAUGUCACGAAUUGGAGAGGCUUAACGAAAGCUUACGAGAUUUCGGCGCCGGAAGUCAUUCCAACGGGGGAUCCUCGAGCUCAGUGCCACAAACAACAGAUUUACGUUUAAUUCGUAAUAUGAUUGCGACAUUUCGAGUGGAAGCAGAGCACCUCAGGAAGAAACUUAAGUGGAAGGAUUCAAAAAUUGAUGAACUUGUCGAAGAACUUCGACAAAAGCCUCCUUCCUUGCGUCCCAUUGAAGGAAACCCUCGUCCAACUGGUGACGUAUUCCACAGAGAACGCCAACUGCCUGCGCAUUCGUCGCCUGAAUCAAACGGUGAAAAAGCAUUACCUAAUGAAAAAGCUGAAGAUCACAUAUCCAAUAACGAAACGGCAUCACGUUACACGGCCAAAUUGGAGAAACGGUCGCGUGAAGGUAGUCCAUUGAAACCGAUCUCCAUAGUGACAGACAGUACCGAGGGAAAUGAUACCGAUGGAAACCAGUCCAGCUUGCUCUCAAUGGAACAGAUGGAUACUUCAAUAGAGGAUAAAUGUUUAACCUUUCCAGUGGUCAACGAACAGCUCAGUUACAUCUCAACUCCCAGAUCUCUUAAAGUACGAACACCGGUAGACCAAACAAAUAUAAAUAUGGCCAAAGGAAAGCGAGACGGUGACACUAUGGCGAUUCAGGAAGUGACGUCAUACAUGGAGGAAAAAAUAACUGAAGGGAAGUUGCCACCGAUAGUACCGAACUCUUCGUAUUUGAAUUUCGAAAUUACACCGUCCACUUGAAACAAAACAACUUAAUCAUCGUAAUAUUGAAUAAGUAUCUUUUCAGUUAUUUUGGAGCGACAAAACGAAAUGGCGACCAAUGAAAUAAAAUCGCUCAAAGCAUGACCACAUAAGGAUUGAACGGCAUCUUUCUAUUUCAUAUCGGUAUGAACUUUGAAAAAUAACGUUUAAUCCUUAUAUUUUCAUUUUUAACGUUUAGUUAUUACUGACCUUAAUACAGAUAUGCCAUUAUAUUUUCGAUAUUGUAGUGUCUUUGUCGUCAGUGCAAGCGAGAUUCCUGGAACAGCCUAACUUCACAUAACGUUUGCUUCUAACGGUUGCCUAAUGGUAUUCAAAGCGGGAGGAGAAGUUUCAAAAUGACACUGAUCUAAUUGCGUUCAUAGCUUUAUGAGCGCAAUUUCUCUUGAUAAUGUUUACAGAUGAACUUGUAGUGGAAAUGUAAAUAUACCGAUGUGAUACCAAAUGGUCUCAUAGCUACAUAAUGCUUGGGCAAGCGACAAAUUAAGGUAUAUGACUAAUUUGGUUAUUCAUGCAUACGUAUAUAUAUAUAUAUAUGUGUGUUAUUCUUGUCUAUUCAACAAUGCUUGUGGCGGCGUCAUUUAUUCAACUCAACGAGUCGUUUCAAGCCAAGAGAUCAUUUACAUAGAAUUUGGACUUAUAUUUUUACAUCGAUCUAUUUACAUUUUACAACCACUUAUAAAGACCAUAUUUCCAUAAGUUCAGUUCCUCGUGAAAGUAUUGCCGAUGCUAUUAGAAGCUGAAUGCCAUGCGUAACAUUUAAGCAUUGGACUGCUUUCAGUAGGCAUUCAUAGGCAAGAUGAAUGCCAGCUGGACAAAGGCAAAGCGCUUCAUGUCGGAUUUUCCUUUGUCUGGUUGGACUUCAUAUUGCCUGUGAAUACCAACUGAAAGCAGUUCAAUACUUAUAUUUAGCAUUUUUGGAAUCUGUUCAUCUCAUAAAAAAUCGAUUGGAUUUAUUGUUAUUCAGCAUUUAGUUUAUAUAAUGUAUAUAUCGUGUGUGCGUGUUCAAUGAAUAGAACUGCCAUCACCCGGAGAGGGUCAGUACGUGGUAUCCAACGUAACAAUUAUGACGUCAUAAUAUUGACAAUCGGUCCAUGGGAUUCAUAGCCUAUAUGAAUGCCAACUGAAUUUGGCAGUGGUAUAUAGUGACAAUGCCAUACGGUGGUAAAUAUUGACAGAUAUCAAAAUGGAAGCAUUUCAAAAUAAUGUGACAUCACUUCCGGGCAUCAAAGUCGGGAAAAGGUAAUCCUAGACAUUUGACAAUGUGUAUUUCAUGCCACAAGUUAUCCCGAUUUGUUUUAGUUUUUAAGCUAAGUUUGAUAUUUAUACUUUAUACUUCGUUUGGUGAGUUCUACUGGGUUUUUGUUAACCGCUCUUAAACCCGACCUCGACUUUUUUUUUAAGCGACAACCUAUGCACGAAUUCACAUACAUGAAUACAGGCCCUUGCAGUGUACUGCAUCAUAUAAUAUGUGUAUAUAUAUAAAUAAAAUACUCGUU